Echinops telfairi (small Madagascar hedgehog) is the source of this 1299-nucleotide messenger RNA. RefSeq names its product single stranded DNA binding protein 4 (gene SSBP4). The transcript is spliced from 17 exons. Gene Ontology annotation, biological process: positive regulation of transcription by RNA polymerase II. The record is from RefSeq and is a predicted model, not a curated record. Gene Ontology annotation, cellular component: nucleus. Lineage: Eukaryota; Metazoa; Chordata; Mammalia; Afrosoricida; Tenrecidae. Gene Ontology annotation, molecular function: protein binding; single-stranded DNA binding. The coding region runs from base 1 to 1299 and encodes 432 amino acids.
AUGGUAGUGGGAGGGAAGGGUGGAAGGGGUCGUUGCCAAGAGGAAGGGGUCCUAGCCGCCAGCACCCCCAGGUGGCCCCGGGGACCCGUACGGCCUCCCCUGACCCAAUCGGUGCGCAGUGCAGCACCCCCACCGCGCCGGCUCUGCCGAGCGCCCAAAGUAGAGGAAGCGGGGGAGGGGACGGUGGCUGGACGGGAAGUGGGAAGGCCGCCCGGCGUCCGCCCCUGGCCGGGCCCCGCGGGCGGGGAGGAGGCGGAGCUGAACCGCCCGCCCUUCCCUUCCUUUGCUGCCCUCCUGGAGGCCUGGAAACUGGCACUGGGGGGCUCAGCCUUCAGGACCUCGGAGGACUCAGCACUGGGACAUCUUGUGUGUGACCAGCUGUGUUCCUGGGCGACUAUCCCUACUCGAGUUGCUGCUGGAAUUAGGCUGGCCUUGUACGUCUACGAGUAUCUGCUACACGUGGGAGCCCAGAAGUCGGCCCAGACCUUUCUGUCCGAGAUCCGAUGGGAGAAGAACAUCACGUUGGGGGAGCCCCCAGGGUUCCUGCACUCCUGGUGGUGUGUGUUCUGGGAUCUCUACUGCGCGGCCCCGGACCGGAGAGAAGCCUGCGAGCACUCUAGCGAGGCCAAGGCCUUCCAGGACUAUAGCACUGCAGCAGCCCCCAGUCCUGUGAUGGGGAGCCUGGCCCCCAACGAUGCCAUGGCCCCUGGCUUCUUCCAGCCCUUCAUGUCACCGCGGUUCCCAGGGGGCCCCCGGCCCACCCUGCGGAUGCCGAGUCAGCCUCCAGUAGGGCUUACAGGCUCCCAGCCCCUCCUCCCUGGUGCAAUGGACCCCACCCCUCGGGCACAGGGACAUCCCAGCAUGGGUGGGCCAAUGCAGCGGGUAACGCCUCCCCGGGGCAUGGCAGGAGUUGGGCCUCAGAGCUAUGGAGGUAGCAUCCGGCCCCUGCCCAGCCCCCUCACUGGCCCUGGACUGCCUACCUUGAACAUGGGCCCAGCAGUCCGAGGCCCAUGGGCCAGUCCUAGUGGCAACUCGGUCUGCUACUCCUCAGCCUCUCCCGGCAGCUACACAGGACCCCCUGGAGGUGGGCCCCCCGGAACACCCAUCUUGGCCAGCCCUGGAGACUCCAACUCCAGCGAGAGCAUGUACACCAUCAUGAACCCCAUUGGGCCUCCAGGCCGGGCAAACGUGAGUGCGGACCUGCUGCGAGGGGGCGGGGAAGUGGGCUCUGGACUGCAGCCUGAGGGGGGACAGCAACUGGGUUUGGAAGGACAGGCUCAGUACCAGCUGGAAGAGUAG